AUGCUAUGCACUUUAUGUGGGCUUCAAACAUCGACGCAAGAUACCAGCUCCGCGAAAGCAAAGGCAGCGGUGGCGGAUCGCCGUCGUGAGCAGAAUCGUCGGGCACAGAAGCGGUUCAGACAAAAAAUUCGUGAACGAAAAGCCACCCCAGAUCAAGAUCAAUCGCAUCCGCAAACCGGCGGCUCGGAUGCCUUGGACGGCAUUAGCCCAAUAGCCUCCAACGCAUUGGCACCACUCACACCACCCAAUACAACGUGUAUUGGUCACAGGCAGUCCCCCAUAGGCCACUACGAGGAGAGUCAAGCCGAGAAUAUGAUGGAGUACGAUUUCCUCUUGGACCCCAACGACCAAUGCGGGAUGAAUAAAGGCGCGGACGACUUCUGGACAGCGACGCUGAAAGAGACAGCCCCGUUUUCUGCUGCUAUUACCCUUGUUCCACCUUUGGAGCUGAAGGAUAACAGAGGAUAUUACACAACCAGAAACUCGGAUAAUCCUGUCGUUGACAACGAAAGUGGCAGAAUAUCAGCAGGGCCGACCGUGCUUCAUCAAGCAGUCCAGACCGGAAAUAGCAAAGUUGUAUCCCUUCUACUCCAACAUAACGCAGAUUGCAACUCGAAGGACAAUUCGGGGCUGACACCUCUGUUGUGUGCGGUAAUCGGAGGCUAUGAAGAGAUAUUAGAGCUAUUGCUAUCACAUGGGGCCGGGAUAGGGCAUGUUGACAAUGCUCAUUGGUCGGCCCUUCAUUGGGCUGUGUUCCAUAAUCGUCACAGGAUACUGGAGCGACUUCUGAAUCGCUGCAGCGGAGACACUUCGUUGCUCAACAUACGAAACAAGGAUGGGCAAACACCGCUAUCAGUCGCUGUUGGCGCGGGAAGUGAGGUGGCUGUGAAACUGCUACUAGAAUUUGGGGCCACGGUUAACGUAGAGUGA
Messenger RNA from Penicillium coprophilum, 930 nucleotides. RefSeq lists its product as uncharacterized. Gene Ontology annotation, molecular function: protein binding; DNA-binding transcription factor activity. The record is from RefSeq and is a predicted model, not a curated record. Lineage: Eukaryota; Fungi; Ascomycota; Eurotiomycetes; Eurotiales; Aspergillaceae. The transcript has 2 exons. Bases 1 to 930 code for a protein of 309 amino acids. Gene Ontology annotation, biological process: regulation of DNA-templated transcription.